UCUUCUCUUUAUCCUUCACACAUAACACUCACCCUUUUUUCUUAACAGACGAACUAAAACCACCAAACUCUUAAAUUUAUAUAUAAAAAAAAAGAAAAUUAAAAAAAGAAAUUCAUUUUCUCUCUCCUCCAUGAAAAUUCAGUCCAACCGCUUCACCUUUCACUGAGAAAUAAUGGCAGGAGAUUCGUGUGAGGAUGAAAUUGAGGUUUGAAUAUUCAUAAUAAUUUUCCUUUUUUUUCCAGAAAAUUAAAACCCUAAAUAUUGUGCUAAGAGUAAGAAUUUUGUACUUUUUUUUUCACUUACUUAGCAUAGAUUACAAGUUAUUCUUUGCUUUUUCUCGCAAAUCUAAGCUUAAUCGUUGUUGGAAUUCGUGAGAAAAUGGCGCUGAAGCGCGAUUAGAAGAUAAUCAUCAUCAAUUGAGAAUUUUCCAGCUGAAAUUCGUGAUUUGAGGUGAUAAAAUGACAAAAAUGGAGUUCCAAGGAAUAUAAAACAGCAAAACUUCAUCAAAGUUAGUGUAAAAUUGAGCAAAAACAAAGAAGAGAAAAAAGAGGAGAGAGAAAAUUGGUGGUUUGAUCAUGCCAUUAUCGAUGAAGAUUCAACCAAUUGAUGCAGGAGAAGCUGAAAUUCCGGUGAGUGAGCCGAUAACUAAACCGCCGGUAGUUAAGUCACGGCUUAAACGGCUUUUCAGGAUCUCCGUUUCCGAGCCGACAGCUCCUAUUACGGCGGCUUCAGUCGACUUAUUUGAGCCGAGUUCUCUUUGUUUAGCUAAAAUGGUGCAGAAUUUCAUUGAAGAAAGUAACGAGAAACCUUCGCAAUCAUCUGCGAUUAGGUGCGGGAGAAACCGCUGUAACUGCUUCAAUGGCAAUGGCAGCGAUGGUUCCGAUGGCGAUUCUGAUAACACUGUUUCAUCUGCAGAUGUUUGCGACUUUCUUAAGAGUUUGGUUGUGUGUGCGAGUAUGAAUGAGAGGAAUGUGUUGGCUGAUACUGCAAAAAUUGUUGCGGAAAAGAAGACAUGCAAGAGAAAAGAUGAGCUUAGGAAGGUUGUGAUUGAAGGAUUAAUGGCGCUUGGUUAUGAUGCUGCAAUUUGUAAAUCAAAAUGGGAGAAAUCUCCUUCUUUUCCAGCUGGGGAAUAUGAGUAUGUGGAUGUGAUUGUAGGAGGAGAGAGACUGAUAAUCGACAUAGACUUCAGGUCAGAAUUCGAGGUUGCAAGAUCAACUAAAACCUACAAAUCCAUCCUUCAAACUCUCCCUCAUAUAUUUGUGGGAAAAUCUGAUCGUCUUUCCAAGAUCAUCUGUAUACUAUCUGAGGCAGCUAAACAAAGCCUUAAGAAGAAGGGCUUGCACAUCCCUCCUUGGAGAAAAGCUGAUUAUGUCCAAGCCAAAUGGCUCUCUCCUUCGACUCGAAUCGUCGCCGCCUCAGUCACUGCCACGCCUCCCCCAAGCCCCCUCUCCCCAGUGAGGUCCAUGAUUGGUUCAGACGGGUUAAGCCCUGAUAAGGGUUUGUCCCAUGACCAUCACCAGACUGAGGAGUCUGAAUUGAGCCGUAGCUCACCCCCAUCGGAGGCGGUUUUCGAAAUGUCCGAAAGCUCUGGUGAGGAGGAUGUCAAGGAGAAACAGACUAAUCCAAAGAAGGGGUUUGAAGUUGGGGUUAAAAUGAUCACUGGCCUAACUUCUAUCAUGGAGGAGAAAUCAUAGAAGAAGAAAUUUUGAUCCUUUUUUUUUCAUUUUUUUUGUCCUUUUUUGGUCCCAAUUUUCUUUUUUGAGGGAGUUAGUUUUUGGUAACUACUACUACUACUAAGAAGCAAAAGUUUAUAGAGGGUGUUAUGUUAAUUACUUUCUUACUACUACUAGUAGUAUUACUACAUCAUAAGUGAUUUCCAUGGGUGGGUGGUAGCUUUUAACCUCUAGCUCUCUAUCCCUUCACUCCCUUCUGGUUUUUUGUUGUAAGGGUUAUUAUAUUACAAUCUACCUACUACUGAUAUAAACCAUAUCAAUAAUAUACAAGAAGCAGCAAAUAUUGUUACAUAGUGUAACUCUUUUUCUAUGUCAUAUAUAUUAUCUCUAAUGUUUGAUUACA
This is a messenger RNA of Beta vulgaris subsp. vulgaris (sugar beet), 2076 nucleotides long. RefSeq lists its product as hypothetical. The transcript is spliced from 3 exons. The record is from RefSeq and is a predicted model, not a curated record. The coding region runs from base 576 to 1694 and encodes 372 amino acids. NCBI's taxonomy places the organism in Eukaryota, Viridiplantae, Streptophyta, Magnoliopsida, Caryophyllales, Amaranthaceae.